Molecule: messenger RNA, 943 nt
Organism: Syzygium oleosum
Lineage: Eukaryota; Viridiplantae; Streptophyta; Magnoliopsida; Myrtales; Myrtaceae
Product: SUMO-conjugating enzyme SCE1
Exons: 5
Coding region: 99-578 (159 amino acids)
Biological process (GO): protein sumoylation
Cellular component (GO): nucleus
Molecular function (GO): SUMO conjugating enzyme activity
Source: RefSeq, a predicted model, not a curated record
AGAGCGCGACAAGGAAGGCAAGUGACAGAGCACAGAGAAGAAGAAGGAGGAGGAGGAGGAAGGAGGAGACGAAGGAGAAGAAGAGGGAGGAGGAGAAGAUGUCUGGCAUUGCUCGAGGCCGUCUGACGGAGGAGCGGAAGGCGUGGCGCAAGAACCACCCCCAUGGUUUCGUCGCGAAGCCGGAGACUUUGCCCGAUGGCACGGUCAAUCUGAUGGCGUGGCAUUGCGUGAUCCCUGGUAAAGCCGGGACUGAUUGGGAGGGCGGUUUCUACCCGCUUACACUUCAUUUUAGUGAAGACUACCCAAGCAAACCUCCAAAGUGUAAAUUUCCUCAAGGGUUCUUCCACCCGAAUGUGUACCCUUCUGGAACUGUCUGCUUAUCAAUCCUCAAUGAAGACAGCGGUUGGAGACCGGCCAUCACAGUGAAACAAAUUCUUGUUGGCAUUCAGGACUUACUGGACCAGCCAAAUCCUGCAGAUCCUGCACAGACUGAAGGGUAUCACCUCUUCAUCCAGGAUGCCACCGAGUACAAGAAGAGAGUUCGAAAUCAGGCCAAGCAAUAUCCGUCACUUAUCUGACAUUGGCCUGCUAUCUGGUGAUUGGUGGUUCUUCAUCUCUGUCAAUUUCUCGCCCAUGUUUGUCUGCUUUUUACUCCAGACUGACUGUACUUGGUAAUUGUUGGUUACCGUUAUAUCUAGACUGGUACUUCGGAACCAUUCUAUCAUCUUUUUACAUAGUUCUGGGGCUUCAACUGUUAUAGAUGACUGCUAUAAACAAACUGUUCAUUCUGUUCACAUCGGUGAAAGGUGGCUUUAUUGUCUUUGGAUCAAAUGUUGGAAGAUCUUCCUUGUCUAGCUUAGUGGAUCUCAUUAUGGAUGAGAAUCAAUGAGCUUCAAGGAGAAACUUUAUUUCUAUGAUAGAUGCAAGAACGAUUUAUGACAAA